This is a messenger RNA of Frankliniella occidentalis (western flower thrips), 1055 nucleotides long. RefSeq lists its product as uncharacterized. The record is from RefSeq and is a predicted model, not a curated record. Lineage: Eukaryota; Metazoa; Arthropoda; Insecta; Thysanoptera; Thripidae. The coding region runs from base 68 to 910 and encodes 280 amino acids. The transcript is spliced from 6 exons.
CCGCUCGCGAUUUGCCCCCUUAUUAAAGCCACGGCGGGUGCGAGUCGCCACCAAAACAGGCCCGACCAUGCUCGCGUUCAAGACCCUCGUCGCGGUCGCCCUAUUGGUGGCCGCGGCCACCGCCGUGGAGGUCGUCGAGAUUCCCGCAGAGGAGCUGCGGUCCGAGCCCGCUGCGUUCGAGGGCUUCCCUGCCGGCGUGCCCAAGAUGACGUGCAGCAGGAACGCCAAGGACAAGGAAUUCGUCAACCGCUGCAUCAGGAACAACUUCCAGUCCCUGCUCCCUGCGAUCAGAAACGGUGGUACGUUUGGCCUGCCCAACCUGGACCCCUACCACAUCAAGGACUUGGCAUUGAAGGUCAAGACACUUCCCAUUAGCUUCCACGUCUCGUUCACCAACCUUUCGGUAUACGGCAUGCCCGAUGGUAUUAUCCGCGACGCCAGGUCUGAUCUGACGGAUGAUGGAGUGAACAUGGACAUCGGCGUAACCUUUCCCAAGCUGACUUUCAAGGGCAUCUUCGAAUUCACCAAUGGUGUCUUCGCAUCGUGGAACUUCAAGGGACGUGGCCCCUUCGACGUCACCUUCCUCAAUACUCGCGCCACCUGGAGGCUCAGUGGCAAGAAGAAGGAGGGGGAUACGCACAUGACCAUUGAACGCCUUGCGCCCCUGUUGCCGUACACCGUCGGUGGCAUGAAGUUCUGGGCGAAGGGACUAGUGGACGGCACUCCUGCCCUGGAUGACGUGGUGGUGCUGAUGGUAAACCGCCUGUGGUCAGAAGUGGUGGAUCUAGGGAAGCCCAUCAUAAACGAAAACAUUGCCGAACACCUAACGGCCUUGGCGAACGACGUGUUCAGAAGCGUGCCUUACGAUCAGCUGUUCCCAAAGAACUCGGAGCCCAUGGAUGGACCAUAAAGUUCUCAUGACCCACCCCAAAACACUUUUCUCAUUAACUAAUUUAUAUCUAAUUUAUUUUCAACUGUGAUUGUUAGAGAUGAUUUUUGUGUUUCUGGUCAUAGAUCUCAGAAAUAAAAACAUAUGUUUGCAAUUUUUUUUCUCA